AUGGACUCAUACAACUCCAUAGUCAAGGACCUCAGAAAAGACGCCUAUUCCGUCAAGGGUCGACUCCAGUCCAUAAUAUACGAUAACAGGUUUGUAUCCACGUUUGACAAUUAUGCUCUCGUCGCCAAUGAACGCUGUGGCCUCUGGUACGUGCAACCUCAUCAGAUCCAUGCAUCUGUCUAUUUCAAGUCAACAGAUGGACAUACUGGCCAAUGGAGGUUCUCUCUACGAAGAUUGAACUUCAAUUUGCUUCCAAUAUUGGGUCGAAACGGAACGGUGGUGUUGGUGGACUCCACACGCAAAGGUAAGUUGAUGCCUGAUGCUCUACUGAAAACCGCACCUAUAUGGUGUGCUGUGCUUAACUAUAUAUUGUUUGAGGACCAAAGUGACGACCUGGAGGUUCCUGAGGUAUUUAAGAACUUACAAAAGGACAAUUGGUUGGCUACUCCUCGAGAAAUGGUUUCGGAGAGCGAGCACCAUGCCAUUGCCCAGAAGAUUCCUGAGUUUGCACGAGAAGUGACCAAGCUCCAGCUUAUUACCAAGAACGAAAUCACAAAGAGACUAGGGAAGAAAAUGCCUAUUGUGCCUCAGUGGCAGUAUCCUGGAAAAGAGGCCGUAGAAGAGAGAAGUGAUUGCUUCUCAUUAUGCUGUUUGACAGCCUCAGCCAGGGAAGUGAAACCGAGGGACUGGCCAUAUUCCUUUCCAUAUAUUCAAGGAGCAGCAGAUGACCAUGAGCUCUGGGCCACAAAGGAGAUUGCCCAAGGAAAAUUGGACCACGAAGUGUUUUGGGAAAGAAUAUACUAUGAACCUGAGGAUGACGUCAGAAUAGUGGAUAUGGCUACUGGAGAUAUCUAUCCAUGGUUGUCGGAGGAAGAAAUGAUUCUGAGGAUCAACAAGAUUUAUGAUGAUGACUCGGAGGAAGGGCAAUUGAUGGUAGAGACAAAACCUUUGGGAGACACUGGAUUGUUCUUGGGCAAAAUCGCAGACAACAUUCCACUAAAUUUAUUGAAGGGUAGUAUACCUGAGCUUGCUGAAAUCAUUCUACUUUCGCCUAAUUACACUAUUGAGAUUCCAGAGCCAAUUAGUUCGAAAACAGAGAGUUCUAUAAUAGAUGGUAAGAGUGAGGAAUGCAAGGAAGUCUUGAAUCAUGAUCGACAACAAAUUCUAGUGAAAACUUUCAAGAUUGAAUCUUCUAAGAAAGGAGCAAAGGAACUACGUGGAGUAUUAUCAGAUAUAAUUGCACACUAUAACCCACAAAAGAAGGUUUUGGUGCUUUGUGAGUCAGGAACAGACUUGAGUGCUGGAAUCUGUCUCUGUUUCCUCAGUAGAUGGUUUACGUUGGAUUGGAAGUCAUCCGAAAUGCCUCUACAUGUUAACAAAGACAUCAUCAAACAACAUCUCAGCAAGAUCCAGGAUUUCCACAAUGUGAAUCCUAGUCGGAAUACCUUGCAGAGUGUGAACAGCUGUUUAAUGGGAGGACGAAUAUUACAGUCUGCCUCAGGUGACUCUAUGUACAGAAAAUUACAUCUUUUCCAUGGGUAUCAUCUCAGUCUUAUCUGUCGUACUGCGAGUCUUCACUUCCAAAUCUUUAAUACUUCUCUUUUCAUUAUGGUGAGAUUUCUUUGUCUACCUGGAUAUCUUCAGAGUGGCAAGGUUUUUGCCGAGAAGUCGUCAGGCUUACGCAAAAUCCUAACCAAGAAACUCAAUUACGAAUUGGACUACAUAGAUCCACCUACAAUCAUCAACACCAAAGAAGAGCUUCCAUUUCAAUUGGCAGCUGAUGAAGCCGAAGCCAACGAGAAGUGGAAUCUGAUUGUGGAAAAUAACUUGAAUAGGUGCUGGUGGGUCCAUACUGAGGAUGGCGAGUAUAAAGGCUUCAAGGAGGCUGUGGAGUACAUGGUUCGUCUCAUUGAAGAGAAAGGACCAUACGACGGCAUCAUUGGAUUUUCACAAGGUGCUGCCAUGAGUGCAGUGAUAACUAACGUCAUUGGGAAGUUGGCUCCAAAUCAUGGCUACUUCAAAACAGCUGUUUUGUUUUCAUCAUUUGCAUUUACUUUGCCUGUGGACAGUGAAGAGACCAUGCUGGAGAUUAACGCGGAGAUUAAAAAUUUGGAUGAAUACUCCAAGAAAGUACAUUUAGUACCAAACUACAAGGACUACUUUGCUCCUCCUCUGGAAUUUCCGACCACAGUGGCAUCUAUUUUUGGUGCCGAGGAUGCCGUGGUUCCUCCCGUGAGAUCUGAGUAUCUCAUGUCUCUUUACCCUGAGCGCAGUGUAGUGAAGUUUCAGCAUGAUGGGGGCCAUUAUUUGCCAAACAAAAAGGUUUUCCUCAAUCCUAUUGUGGAGACCAUCAAAAAUGCUGUGGAGCUGAAGGCUAGUUUGUAG
Messenger RNA from Sungouiella intermedia, 2385 nucleotides. The record is from the annotation of a GenBank genome assembly. NCBI's taxonomy places the organism in Eukaryota, Fungi, Ascomycota, Pichiomycetes, Serinales, Metschnikowiaceae.